AUGAUUUGUUGGUCGUUAUGGAAUGCGAGAAAUGAUAUUGUGUGGCAGCAAAGGACUAGCUCGGUUGAGUACAUUGUUAAGUCUGCAAGAAUUUAUCUUGAUCAAUGGCUAAAAGCUCAAGAUAACAAUUUCUUUCUGUCAUUGGGACCUACCUAUCCUGGUGAUGGUUUGGAGCUUUGGACGAAACCUGAUGUAAACAGUGUCAAGAUAAAUAUUGAUGCAGCUAUAUUUACUAAUGAAUGCAAACUUGGUUUGGGAGCAGUGGUUCGUGAUCACCAAGGUGUUGUUUUAACAUAUCGGUCGUGGUGCAAGCAAGGCAAUUUGCAACCUGAUGUGGCUGAAGCAAUGGGAUUAAAGGAGGUCCUUAGUUGGAUCAAAAAUGCACAAUGGCAACGAGUGGUAAUUGAGAUGGAUAGUUUGGUGGUUGUGCAAGCUGUGAGAAGUUCUAUUUACAUGCCUUCUGUUUUUGGUUCAAUUAUUAAUGAUUGUAAAUUACUUCUCUCAGAGUUAUCUUUUGUCAGUUUGUUCUUUGUAAAGCGAUCUGCGAAUAAAGCCGCUCAUACAGUUGCUAGAGCCGCUCUUUUUACUGCUGAUUGUAUUUUUUCUGAUGUUGAUGCUACCUCGGAGUUAUUCUCUGUUUUGGUGGCUGAUUUGAGUUGA
Messenger RNA from Humulus lupulus (European hop), 660 nucleotides. RefSeq lists its product as uncharacterized. The record is from RefSeq and is a predicted model, not a curated record. Lineage: Eukaryota; Viridiplantae; Streptophyta; Magnoliopsida; Rosales; Cannabaceae. The coding region runs from base 1 to 660 and encodes 219 amino acids. The transcript has a single exon. Gene Ontology annotation, molecular function: nucleic acid binding; RNA-DNA hybrid ribonuclease activity.